ACGUUAUCUGGAGAGGCAGCAGCUCCUCCUGACCCCAUUAGGGACAAGAGUUUUAGAAAAUGGAUGGAAGUGAAAUCAGUAAAUCCAGAACUUUUGAAUGUACUCACUGUCUCCACCCAACUGGCAUGCACCUCUCAGAGAAUCAAGCGCACCCGAACCUUUCUCUGCUCAGCAGAUAAAUCUCAGGUAACCUGGCUCACACAUGAUCUCUCCGGACAGAGAUCCUCAACUGAACGCUUCCUAAAGACACAGGAAACUGUCAUGAUUCACAGAUCACAUGAUUCACAGAUCACAUGAUUCAGACUGAAUUCAGAAAAUUAAAACAGAUUUAAUGUUUGGUCCAAAGUUUUUUGUAUGUUUGAAAACAGAUAAGUUGCAAUAUAGUCUAUUUAUUCAUUCACUGUUAACUUAAAAGUAAAGUAUUAAAUCAUUUCUUGGGAAAUUAAAGUUAAAAUGAACUUAUUGUUAUUAGUAAUUAAUAUUUCUCCAAGGUUUCGACCUGCUCAUGUUUCCUACUCAUAUGGAAAAUGUAUGUUUGAUGUUUAUACGUUUAUAAAAUAUAAAAUAAUGACAAAAAUCUGACAAAAGUUGGACUUUUCAUGAACUUUAUGGCCUGAAUGUGAGAACUUCAUAAAUCUAAAACAAAGUUAACCUGAUAACUUGUUUACCUCCAACCUGCAUUUUGUUCAACAUUUAAUGCCAUUAUGGCUUCAUGAUGAGUUUUUAAAGCGUAUUAACAGGUUAUGAUUAGGAACGUUACAGUUUGUGACUGAUCUACAGUCAGCCUUUAUUCAGUGAGAAAUAGAUCCUGACUGGUAUCCAGUUCUACUACUUUUAUUUAAAACAUAGCUUUGCUGAUUUGAAUAAAAUGUUCUUCCUGUGCUGCUGUAGGCUGCAGCUGCCUGAUAGUUACUGUUUCCUUGGUUUGUCUCUGAAGAACAACAUGGGAGCUGGCUCACGAUUCCAGUUUGGUGAGAUGUUUUAAAUCUCUGUCACGCCUUUUCCUUCCCACCAGCUCCGCCGCCAGUCGGCUGAAACCCGACCGGACGAUGACGGAGAUGAAGUGUGUCGUGUUUUGGGGCGUCGUGACGUUUUUCUGGACCCUCUGUGGAGGAGACAGAGACGUCUCCUGUGUGUUCAGUCAGGUCUGCAUCCUGCCAUGCAGCUUCCAGCCGGCCGACGGACCGGCGGUCCACUGGACUCAGCUGGCAGCAGCAGAACCUGCGGUUCAUUCUUACUAUGACGGCAGAGACAGGGUCCAACACCAGAACCAGAACUUCAGAGGCCGGACGUCUCUGUUUGUGGACUGGGUCUCCUCAGGAAACGCCUCUCUGCUGCUGACCGGAGUGAAGGUCCAGGAUCAGGGCAGAUAUGUUUGCAACUGCAGCAGCUCAGCAGGAACCAGGCUGGCAUUCAUCAGAGUCUCAGUGGACGCUCCGGUGAAGACGGUCAACCUCCGACAAGCAGAGAACCGGCUCAUCUGCAGCUCGGACGGGAUCUACCCCGAACCGAACCUCACCUGGUCCACCGAGCCGCCGUCCGAACUGGUCCUGCAGAGCUCGACUCUGGUGCAGCUGACCGAGCAGCAGCUGUUCAACAUCAGCAGCUCCCUGAAGGUUCCGGACAACGACACCGACCUGACCUACGUCUGCACCGUCAGAACCCGCAGGAACCACGAGGCGAACAGGCUGGAGAACCCGGAAGCAGCAGGUCGAGCUCAGGGGAUGUGGAUAGUUGCUGGAGUCAUUUUGGUGUCGGUGUCAACGAUCGCGGUUCCGGUCUUUGUUGAAAAAUGUAUCAAGUCCAGGAAGUCCAAACGAUCCCGGCAGCAGAACAUAGAAGAAGAAGAACAAGCAGCAAAUGGACUAAUCAGCAGUCAGCUAGAAGAAGAACAAGUAGAGAAUGGACCAAUCAGCAGUCAGCUAAAAGAACAAGUAGAGAACGGACCAAUCAGCAAUCAGCUAGAAGAAGAACAAGUAGAGAACGGACCAAUCAGCAGUCAGCUAAAAGAACAAGUAGAGAACGGACCAAUCAGCAGUCAGCUAAAAGAACAAGUAGAGAACGGACCAAUCAGCAAUCAGCUAGAAGAAGAACGACCAGAGAACGGACCAAUCAGCAGUCAGCUAGAAGAACGAUCACAGAAUGGACCAAUCAGCAGUCAGCGUCAUAAUCCCAGCAGGGAGGGCAGGCAGCAUGAACUGGGACCAGUCACUGGGACCAGUUGGACCAUGGGCAGCAUCAGGAGCUUCAUGGUUCUGCUGGUUCUGAGCUUCCAGUGGAUUUCUUCAAAAAGAGUCACCCGGGUGACGUGUGUUUUCAGCCAGAGCUGCGUUUUGCCCUGCAGCGUCUCCAGCGGCUCUGACGUCAUCAUCAACUGGAGCCGCCUGACACCCGCAGACGGCACCGCCCACUGUUACUAUGACAACCAGGACCAGCUGGGUCACCAGAGCCAGAACUUCAGAGGCAGAACCUCUCUGUUCACGGAUCAGGUCUCCAGAGGAAACGCCUCCCUGCUGCUGACGGGGGUCAAAGUUCAGGACGAGGGAACCUACAGGUGCAACACCAGCAACACCAGUGGAAAUAAACUGGUUUUUAUUCACCUGAGAAUUGAAGCUCCAGUCUCUGACAUCAGAAUCCAUCAGGAUGGAAACAGGAUCACCUGCAGCUCAGAGGGGAUCUACCCUCAACCUGAACUGACCUGGUCCACUGAGCCUCCAUCCAACACGACUCUGCAGAACAGAACCACAGUCCAUCAGACUGAGGAGAAGCUUUAUGACAUCAGCAGCUCUCUGACGGUUCCAGACGGUUCUGAUCGGAUCUACAGCUGCACCAUCAGAACCAGGAGGAACCAGAGGAGAGCAACGCUUCAGAAACUGAGAAAUUCCCAGGUUGCUGAUCAGAACUGGCAGAUUAUACUGAAAAUCCUGAUGGCUGUGACUGGAUUAUCACCUGUAAUCUGCACAGUGAUGGCAGAAAUUAUGAGUCGUCGUUGGAAGAAUAAAGCAAACUAAUGGAGAAUCAGAGAAUCUUCAGGACAAACCAGUUCAGGUUCCCAGUGUCCCAGUCCAGACCAGCAGGAUGGUGGAGUUUAUGUACUUUAACUAUUUAAUGUCAAAUAAAAAAAACAGACAAACAAAAAAAGAGACAUUUUGAAGAGCUGAAGAUGAACUUUGGAAAUCUAAAAUUAUUGUUUUGGGAGAAAUUAUUUUGUCAUAAUUAUUUCUGUGAAAAAUCUUCAUUCAUCUCAACUUUACUUUUUACAAGCUGGACAUAUUUUUUCUGUAUUUUA
This is a messenger RNA of Xiphophorus maculatus (southern platyfish), 3289 nucleotides long. RefSeq lists its product as uncharacterized. Lineage: Eukaryota; Metazoa; Chordata; Actinopteri; Cyprinodontiformes; Poeciliidae. The record is from RefSeq and is a predicted model, not a curated record. Gene Ontology annotation, cellular component: external side of plasma membrane. Bases 1050 to 3011 code for a protein of 653 amino acids. The transcript has 11 exons. Gene Ontology annotation, biological process: cellular response to lipopolysaccharide; positive regulation of T cell proliferation; negative regulation of T cell proliferation.